Molecule: messenger RNA, 1353 nt
Organism: Triticum turgidum subsp. durum (durum wheat)
Lineage: Eukaryota; Viridiplantae; Streptophyta; Magnoliopsida; Poales; Poaceae
Source: the annotation of a GenBank genome assembly
AUGGAGGUAACAAUUUCAAGCAUUUCUUUCGUUUCCCUAGCCCUAGUACUCCUCCUUUGGUUUUUUCAUCCCAAGCCCAACAAGCAUUUGCGGCCUCCCGGGCCAUGGACCCUACCGAUCAUCGGCAGCCUCCACCACGUAUUCGGCAUCCUCCCACACCGCAUCAUGGCGGAGCUAUCUCGCCGGCACGGCCCACUGAUGUUCCUCAAACUCGGCGAGGUGCCCACCGUGGUGGUCUCGAGCGCGGAGAUGGCGGAGGUGGUGAUGAAGAGCAAGGACCUCAUGUUCGCCUCGCGGCCGCGCAGCGUGACACUGGACGUCAUAGGUUAUGGCAGCGGCAUAGGCAUCAUCUUUGCCCCCUAUGGCGACCGCUGGCACCAGGCCCGCAAGGUCUGCACCAUGGAGCUCCUGAGCGUGAAGCAGGUGAAGCGUAUGGAAGGCAUCAGGUCCGAGGAGGUCAGCAACCUCCUUAGUUCCAUCACCACCUCGAUUGGCACAACUGUCAACCUCACGGAGAAGUUGUCGGCACUGAUGAACGAUGUCAUUGCGCGGGCGGUGUUCGGAGGCAAGUGCGCACAGCAAGGCGAGUACCUCCGGGAAUUGGAAAAGGUCACCGCAUUGGUGGGAGGCUUCUCGCUCGUAGACCUAUUCCCGUCGUCGCAGCUGGUGCGGCUGCUGAGCUCCGGGGAGCGACAGAUGAGGAGGAGCUAUGGACGAAUCCAGCGCAUCAUCUCCGACAUCAUUGAGCAACGCAAGGAGAUGCGCGCUGCAGUCAGCUCCAACGACGAGGAGGACUUGCUGGACGUGCUGCUCAGGCUGCACAAGGAGGACUCCUUGCCAUAUGCUCUAACUUUAGAGGCAAUAGGCGUCAUCAUAUUUGACUUGUUCGCGGGUGGCACCGAGACCUCUGGAAUAACAUUGGAGUGGGCUAUGUCAGAGCUCUUGAAAAAUCCCGAAAAUAUGAGAAAGGUGCAACUAGAGGUUCGACAAGUGGUAGGUGGGCAACAAUCUGUCAUAAAUAACAAUGACCUUCAUGACCUCCACUACAUGAGAAUGGUGAUCAAGGAGGUCUUGAGGUUGCAUCCUCCCGCUCCUCUACUCCCCCGAAGGGCAAGAGAAGACUGUGAAAUCAUGGGAUAUAAAAUUCCUGAGGGCACCAAUGUACAAGUUAAUAUAUUCGCGAUUUGUCGGGAUUGCAGAUAUUGGGAUGCCCCUGAAGCAUUUGAGCCAGAGAGGUUCAAAGAGAUAAGCAUAGACACAAGGGGACACAUUUUGAGUUCACACCUUUCGGGGCUGGGAGACGGCAGUGUCCUGGAAUGUUGUUCGGCACAUCAACCGUGGAGAUCGCAUUAG